AUGCCUGACGCACAUUUUGAAAUUAUUCGUUUAGAAGAUAUUGGUAAAGAUAUUAUUAAAUCGACAUCAUCAAAAAAAUCAAAUAAUCGUUCUACAUUUAAAUUAUCUGAUGGUGAUGUUGAAAAUCUUCAACAUUACCUUCAUAGAUACAAUCAACCAUCAUCAACAUCAACAACUUCUAAGAAAGUAACUGGAGAAAUAUUAUUUCCAAAUUCAACCGAACAAUUAACUACUAGUAGUUCAAGUUCUCAUGACCACCAUUAUCAUAAUCGUCGUCAUCAUGAACAUGAUUAUUUAGAUAUUACAGAUGGUUUUUAUUCGAAUAAACUUUUUUCUGAACUUGUUAAACCAUCUGAACAUUCUCAACCAUUAAGUGAUAUUUAUCGAUAUCAUCAUCAUUAUCGACGACACCAUCACCAUACAAAACAUGCUCAUGAAAAACCAACAACGUCAAUAUUACUUGGUAACCAUCAAAUACUAUCACUUGAAUAUGCAACAUGUGGUAUGAAAAAAAAUACACGAUUACCUGUACCACAUGAAAAUUUUUCUUUAACGAACGGAUGUUUUGGAGAUGACGCUGGAUUUACAAUGCGAUAUAAUCAACAAAACUUUAUAGGAAUUUCGGAUGGUGCUGGUGGUAAUUCUAUGUAUGGCUUUGAUCCUCGUCUUUUUUCUGAAUCAUUAAUGCGCCAUUGUUCAGAUUUGGCUCAUAGUGGAAAGUAUUCAACAACUGAGCCAAAACGUCUUUUAUGCCAUGCAUUUGAUCGUGUGCAAAUUGAAAAUUGUUUUGGUAGUGCUACAGCAUGUGUGGUUGGUAUUGAUUGUGGUACAGGUCAACUUCAUUCGGUAAAUAUUGGCGAUUCAGGCUAUGUUGUUGUUCGAAACGGUUAUGUUGUCUAUCGAUCACGUUCACAAAAAAUGAAUGGCGAUUGUCCUAGACAAUUGGAUGUAUAUCCAUGGACAGCAUCAUUAAGAAGAAAAGGGCUCAAUUAUACACAAAUAUCGAGUCUUGAUGCUAUUUGUCAAAAUUUUCAAUUAGAAUUAGAUGAUAUAAUUAUUCUAUCUACUGAUGGUCUAUUUGAUAAUGUUCCUGAUCUAUUGAUUGAAAAAAUUCUUUCUAAAAAUCAUUCAUUAAAAGACGCUGCUAAUGAUUUAGUUAAUCAUGCUGUUCGUUUCUAUGUUAAACCAGAUGAUAUUCUAGUGAUUAUGGCACGAUUAACAACAAACAAUGAUAGUACUCAUAAACCAAGAUAA
Messenger RNA from Rotaria sp. Silwood2, 1254 nucleotides. NCBI's taxonomy places the organism in Eukaryota, Metazoa, Rotifera, Eurotatoria, Philodinida, Philodinidae. The record is from the annotation of a GenBank genome assembly.